ACCUCUGUAAACUAGAUCUGGGUUCUCUCUUGAACUUCAUCUUUUUCCUUUCCUCCUCCCUCCUCAUCCUUCUUCUUUCUUCUUCUUAUUCUUUCUUUCUCUCUCUUCUCCCUUCUUCUUCUUCUCUCAAACCUAGAUCUAGGUUUUUCUCAAACCCAGAUCUGGCAUUUCAGCAACCUCGCUCACCUUGUCCAUCUUGGACGCGCUCGUGCCACUGCUACUGCUGCUGCUGUUGCUUCUCCUCUGCGACUUGUCUCAAUCUUCGCAUUUCAAUGUAUUUCCCUUUCCCCUCCCGUCAAAUCUCAGCCUUUCAAUCCCUAUACUCUACUACCAUCAUGAACCCUUUUUCAGUAUUGAAUCUUACUUCUCUGUUCCCGACAAUGCAACUCUCGAUUCAUUUGAUCACCUUCUUCAGCAAUGCUCAACAGCCCGUCAAUGCAAACAAGUUCAUAAUCAGAUCCUCAUUGGCACUGGGCAAAAUGGAUGUUGCACACCAUCUGUUUGAUAAAAUGUGUGAAAGAAACAAAAUUUCUUUGAAUAUGAUGAUUUCGGGUUUUGCAUUGAAUUAUGAUUGUGAUGGUGCUUUUGAGAUGCUUGAGCGGAUGGAAUUGGAAGGUUUGGAGCCAGAUGAUGUGACAUGGACAUCGCUGUUGUCAAGUCAUGCUCAAUGUGGGCGGAAUCAAGAAGCUUUGAAGUUGUUUGAUUCAAUGAGGAUGGGAGGAAUAAGGGUGGUAAAGUGUGGUUUGGAAAGCUCGAACGCGGUUUCUUUACCUCGAACGCGGGGGAGUAGCAGUGGCACGAGCACGUCCAAGAUGGAUGAGGUGAGCGAGGUUGCUAAAAUGCCAGAUCUGGGUUUGAAAGAAGAAGAAUAAGGGAGAAGAGAGAGAAAGAAAGAAUAAGAAGAAGAAAGAAGAAGGAUGAGGAGGGAGGAGGGAGGAGGGAGGAGGAAAGGAGGAAGAAGAUGAAGUUUGAGACCCAGAUCUGGUUUGCAGAGGUAAAAGAAAAGGAAAGGUAAAGG
Messenger RNA from Rubroshorea leprosula, 1018 nucleotides. The record is from the annotation of a GenBank genome assembly. Lineage: Eukaryota; Viridiplantae; Streptophyta; Magnoliopsida; Malvales; Dipterocarpaceae.